AUGACUUACAAUCGGAUCGCUGUCUAUGGACAUCGGGGUUGGGUCAGCUCUGCUAUUUUUGCAGCUCUGGUGCAGUCUGGUGCCCCCAUCAAGGUUCUCUAUCGCGCUGGCUCCGACGUGAGUGACCUUCCUGAAGGUGUCGUUUCGGUAGAGGUCGACGUGGAGAAUCAACAAGCGGUUGAAUCUGCAUUGCAAGAUGUUGAUAUUGUCAUCUCCCUGGUUGGCGUUGAAGGUAUCACACGGCAACAUGGACUCGUGAAAGCUAUCCCCCAAACCAAUGUGCAGCUAUUUGUUCCCUCGGACCUCGCUCUCCGUUGGGAUGAACAGGGACUGCGAGUCCCUGCGAAUCAACUGAAAUCGGAGGUUGAGGAAGCAGCCAAGAAGGCUGGUAUUCCGACCACUAUUGUUCUCCCCGGCUAUUUUGCCGAAUCUCUCAUGAGUACUGGUAUGAUCGGAGUUGAUGUACUCGGGAAUCGAAUAGUCUUCACCGGGGAUAGUGAGCACCAAGUCGUGAACAUGUGCACGAGAGAGUACGUCGCGGCUUCAUACGCAGCGAUUUUCGCGACAACACCGAUCUCCCAACUUCAGAACAGGGUCAUCGGUCUAUCAGAGAUCCAGGCUACCGGAGCGGACGUUGCAAAAGCCUUGGAGAAGAGACACAAUGCUCCCCCAACCAUAUUCCGACACAGUUUGGAGGAAGCGGAUCGCCAGAUGCAACUGCGUUUGGACCGAGGCCGGCCUCUUGCGAUGGCAUGGUAUUGUCGCAAGCUCUGGGGAUCAGGAAGUGUACCAAGACUGAUUGGAUCGGACAUUUGGGAGAUACAGGACUACAGCAAGAAGAGCUUGGAGGAACUGAUUGUGGAUGGUAAAUUGGUUGCGUACCGUGAGGCUUCGCCGGCGUUCCUGGAGGCGGUUGAGGAAACUUUCUAUUAA
This is a messenger RNA of Penicillium cinerascens, 933 nucleotides long. RefSeq lists its product as uncharacterized. The record is from RefSeq and is a predicted model, not a curated record. The coding region runs from base 1 to 933 and encodes 310 amino acids. The transcript is spliced from 4 exons. Lineage: Eukaryota; Fungi; Ascomycota; Eurotiomycetes; Eurotiales; Aspergillaceae.